AUGAGCCGGCCCCCGCCGACGGGGAAAAUGCCCGGCGCCCCCGAGGACGUGCCGGGGGACGGGGCGGGCGCGAGCCGCCAGAGGAAGCUGGAGGCGCUGAUCCGAGACCCUCGUUCGCCCAUCAACGUGGAGAGCUUGCUGGAUGGCUUAAAUUCCUUGGUCCUUGAUUUGGAUUUUCCGGCCUUGAGGAAAAACAAGAAUAUAGAUAAUUUCUUAAAUAGAUAUGAGAAAAUUGUGAAAAAAAUCAGGGGUCUACAGAUGAAGGCAGAAGACUACGAUGUUGUAAAAGUUAUUGGAAGAGGUGCUUUUGGUGAAGUCCAGUUGGUUCGUCAUAAAGCAUCACAGAAGGUUUAUGCCAUGAAGCUUCUUAGUAAGUUUGAAAUGAUAAAAAGAUCAGAUUCUGCUUUUUUCUGGGAAGAAAGAGAUAUUAUGGCCUUUGCCAAUAGUCCUUGGGUGGUUCAGCUCUUUUGUGCCUUUCAAGAUGAUAAGUAUCUAUACAUGGUAAUGGAGUACAUGCCUGGUGGAGACCUUGUAAACCUUAUGAGUAACUAUGAUGUACCUGAAAAAUGGGCCAAAUUUUAUACUGCUGAAGUUGUUCUUGCUCUGGAUGCCAUACACUCCAUGGGCUUAAUUCAUAGAGAUGUAAAGCCUGACAACAUGCUUUUGGAUAAACAUGGACAUCUAAAAUUAGCAGAUUUUGGCACAUGUAUGAAAAUGGAUGAAACAGGCAUGGUGCAUUGUGAUACAGCAGUUGGAACACCUGAUUAUAUAUCACCUGAGGUUUUGAAAUCACAAGGGGGUGAUGGUUACUAUGGGCGAGAAUGUGAUUGGUGGUCUGUGGGUGUUUUCCUUUUUGAGAUGCUGGUGGGGGAUACUCCAUUUUAUGCAGAUUCACUUGUAGGAACAUAUAGCAAAAUUAUGGAUCAUAAAAACUCACUAUGUUUCCCUGAAGAUGCAGAAAUUUCUAAACAUGCGAAGAAUCUCAUCUGUGCCUUCCUAACAGACAGGGAGGUACGACUUGGGAGAAAUGGGGUAGAAGAAAUCAAACAACAUCCUUUCUUUAAGAAUGAUCAGUGGAAUUGGGAUAACAUAAGAGAGACGGCAGCUCCAGUAGUACCUGAACUCAGCAGCGACAUAGACAGCAGCAAUUUUGAUGACAUCGAAGAUGAUAAAGGAGAUGUAGAAACCUUUCCAAUUCCUAAAGCUUUUGUGGGAAAUCAGCUGCCUUUUAUAGGAUUUACCUACUACAGAGAAAAUUUGUUAUUAAGUGACUUUCCAUCUUGUAGAGAAAAUGAUUCAGUACAAUCAAGGAAAAAUGAAGAAAGUCAAGAGAUUCAGAAAAAACUAUACACAUUAGAAGAACACCUUAGCACUGAGAUACAAGCCAAAGAGGAGAUAGAGCAGAAGUGCAAAUCUGUUAAUACUCGCCUAGAGAAAGUAGCAAAGGAGCUAGAAGAAGAGAUUACCUUAAGGAAAAAUGUGGAAUCAGCAUUAAGACAAUUAGAAAGAGAAAAGGCGCUUCUUCAGCACAAAAAUGCAGAAUAUCAGCGGAAAGCUGAUCAUGAAGCAGACAAGAAACGAAAUUUGGAAAAUGAUGUUAACAGUUUAAAAGAUCAACUUGAAGAUUUGAAAAAAAGAAAUCAUAACUCUCAAAUAUCCACCGAAAAAGUGAAUCAACUUCAGAGACAACUGGAUGAAACCAAUGCUUUGCUGCGAACAGAAUCUGAUACUGCAGCCCGGUUAAGAAAAAGCCAGGCAGAAAGUUCAAAACAGAUUCAGCAGUUGGAAUCUAACAAUAGAGAUCUACAAGAUAAAAAUUGCCUCUUGGAGACUGCCAAGUUAAAACUUGAAAAGGAAUUUAUCAAUCUUCAGUCAGUUCUAGAAUCUGAAAGGAGGGACCGAACCCAUGGAUCAGAGAUAAUUAAUGAUUUACAAGGUAGAAUAUCUGGCCUAGAAGAAGAUUUAAAGAAUGGCAAAAUCUUAUUAACGAAAGUAGAGAUGGAGAAGAGACAACUACAGGAAAGAUUCACUGAUUUAGAAAAGGAAAAGAACAACAUGGAGAUAGAUAUGACAUACCAACUAAAAGUUAUACAGCAGAGCUUAGAACAAGAAGAAGCUGAGCAUAAAGCUACAAAAGCACGGCUGGCAGAUAAAAAUAAGAUUUAUGAAUCCAUUGAAGAAGCUAAAUCAGAAGCCAUGAAAGAAAUGGAAAAAAAGCUCUUGGAGGAAAGGACUUUAAAACAGAAAGUAGAGAACCUGUUGCUGGAAGCUGAGAAAAGAUGCUCUAUAUUAGACUGUGACCUCAAACAGUCACAGCAGAAAAUAAAUGAACUCCUUAAGCAGAAAGAUGUGCUGAAUGAAGAUGUUAGAAACUUGACAUUAAAAAUAGAGCAGGAAACUCAAAAGCGGUGCCUCACACAAAAUGACUUGAAGAUGCAAACACAGCAAGUCAACACACUAAAAAUGUCAGAAAAGCAGUUAAAACAAGAGAAUAAUCAUCUCAUGGAAAUGAAAAUGAACUUGGAAAAACAGAAUGCUGAACUUCGAAAAGAACGUCAAGAUGCAGAUGGGCAAAUGAAAGAGCUCCAAGAUCAGCUUGAAGCAGAACAGUAUUUCUCAACACUCUAUAAAACACAGGUUAGGGAACUUAAAGAAGAAUGUGAAGAAAAGACCAAACUUUGUAAAGAAUUACAGCAGAAGAAACAGGAACUACAGGAUGAAAGGGACUCCUUGGCUGCUCAACUGGAGAUCACCUUGACCAAAGCAGAUUCUGAGCAACUGGCUCGUUCAAUUGCUGAAGAACAGUAUUCUGAUUUGGAAAAAGAGAAAAUCAUGAAAGAGCUGGAGAUCAAAGAGAUGAUGGCUAGGCACAAACAGGAACUCAGUGAAAAAGAUGCUACAAUUGCAUCUCUUGAAGAAACUAAUAGGACACUAACUAGUGAUGUUGCCAAUCUUGCAAAUGAGAAAGAAGAAUUAAAUAACAAAUUGAAAGAUGCCCAAGAACAACUGUCAAGGUUGAAAGAUGAAGAGAUAAGUGCAGCAGCUAUUAAAGCACAAUUUGAGAAGCAGCUAUUAACAGAGAGAACACUCAAAACUCAAGCUGUGAAUAAGUUGGCUGAGAUCAUGAAUCGAAAAGAACCUAUCAAGCGUGGUAGUGAUACAGAUGUGCGGAGAAAAGAGAAGGAGAAUAGAAAGCUACAUAUGGAGCUUAAAUCUGAACGUGAAAAAUUGACCCAGCAGAUGAUCAAGUAUCAGAAAGAACUGAAUGAAAUGCAGGCUCAAAUAGCUGAAGAGAGCCAGAUUCGAAUUGAACUGCAGAUGACACUGGACAGUAAAGACAGUGACAUUGAGCAGCUGCGGUCACAGCUCCAGGCCUUACAUAUGGGAAUGGACAGUUCCAGUACAGGCAGUGGACCAGGGGAUGCUGAGGCAGAUGAUGGGUUUCCAGAAUCAAGACUAGAGGGAUGGCUUUCACUGCCUGUGAGAAACAAUACUAAGAAGUUUGGAUGGGUUAGAAAGUAUGUGAUUGUGAGCAGUAAGAAGAUUCUCUUCUAUGACAGUGAACAAGAUAAAGAACAUUCUAAUCCUUACAUGGUUUUAGAUAUAGACAAGUUGUUUCAUGUCCGACCAGUUACACAGACAGAUGUAUAUAGAGCAGAUGCUAAAGAAAUUCCAAGGAUAUUUCAGAUUCUGUAUGCCAAUGAAGGAGAAAGUAAGAAGGAACAAGAAUUUCCAGUGGAGCCAGUGGGAGAAAAGUCAAAUUAUAUUUGCCACAAAGGACAUGAAUUUAUUCCUACACUCUAUCAUUUCCCAACCAACUGUGAGGCUUGUAUGAAGCCAUUGUGGCAUAUGUUCAAACCUCCUCCUGCUUUAGAGUGCCGUCGCUGCCAUAUUAAAUGUCAUAAAGAUCACAUGGACAAAAAGGAGGAGAUUAUAGCACCUUGCAAAGUGUAUUAUGAUAUUUCAACGGCAAAGAAUCUGUUGAUACUAGCAAAUUCUACAGAAGAGCAGCAAAAGUGGGUUAGUCGGUUGGUGAAAAAGAUACCUAAAAAGCCUCCAGCUCCAGACCCUUUUGCACGGUCAUCUCCUAGAACUUCAAUGAAGAUACAACAAAACCAGUCUAUUAGACGGCCAAGUCGACAGCUUGCCCCGAAUAAACCAAGCUAACUGCCUUCUAUGAAUGCAGUCAUUAUUCAUGGUGGUCCUAUUCUUCCAGUUAAAACAAGACUCAAAUAUGAUGGCCCAAAAUUUAUUAAAAAGUUGUAUUUUCCUGAGAGACUGAUACACAUACAUAUGCAUAUUCUCUUUAUUUCUGCAAUAUAAAUUAUAAACCUUGGAGAGAUGUUUCUAGGCUCCUUUGGAGCAACAGGUUGAACCAACAGUGAUUGGUUAAUAGAGUAAGAAAUCAUAUGCAACUCUUCCAAACUUGUUCCCUAAAGCUCUCUUGCCAGUCACUCACACUACAUUGCACAAAAGGAUUGAGAAGAGUAAAAGAAAUCUUUUCAGCUUCAGCAGAGAGAUUUCACCAGCAUAUUCACCAGAAGAAUCUGGGAACGGAUUUCACUACAGUGAUAUAGACUGCAUCUUUAAGAAGUGACCAUUAUACUGUGUGUGUUUGUGUGUGUGUGUGUGUGUGUGUGUGUGUACACACACAUAUAUAUAUAGUACUGUAAUACUGCAAGAGGGUCUUUUAAACUUCCCACUUUAUUUUUUUAUACUCAUUAAUCAGAUAUCAUUACUACAGUUGCAACUAUGCACUUGUAUAAAGCCAUACUGUUGGGGUUUAGUUCAUUUAUCCCUGUGCACCUGAUGGAGCUGCAUGUUCAUGUUACUGUAACAAAGUUUGAACUGAAUUAUGUGUCUCCUAAUGCUUCAUGAUAGGCAACAUGACCUAUUUUGAAUGCCUUAAUUUAAUUUUUU
This is a messenger RNA of Molossus molossus (Pallas's mastiff bat), 4920 nucleotides long. RefSeq names its product Rho associated coiled-coil containing protein kinase 2 (gene ROCK2). The transcript has 33 exons. NCBI's taxonomy places the organism in Eukaryota, Metazoa, Chordata, Mammalia, Chiroptera, Molossidae. The record is from RefSeq and is a predicted model, not a curated record. The coding region runs from base 1 to 4167 and encodes 1388 amino acids. Gene Ontology annotation, cellular component: cytoplasm; cytoskeleton; centrosome. Gene Ontology annotation, molecular function: small GTPase binding; ATP binding; Rho-dependent protein serine/threonine kinase activity. Gene Ontology annotation, biological process: positive regulation of centrosome duplication; regulation of actin cytoskeleton organization; regulation of cell junction assembly.